This is a messenger RNA of Daphnia carinata, 5369 nucleotides long. Its product is annotated as protein jagged-1-like. Gene Ontology annotation, molecular function: Notch binding; calcium ion binding. The transcript has 16 exons. Gene Ontology annotation, cellular component: membrane. Gene Ontology annotation, biological process: multicellular organism development; cell communication; Notch signaling pathway. Bases 416 to 4156 code for a protein of 1246 amino acids. The record is from RefSeq and is a predicted model, not a curated record. NCBI's taxonomy places the organism in Eukaryota, Metazoa, Arthropoda, Branchiopoda, Diplostraca, Daphniidae.
CACACACCAAAAUUUGAAUAAAUUAAAAAAAAUAUAUAUAUUUUCAAAACUACUCCUUCAAUUGUGCGAUUGUGCUGUUUCGAGUUGUGUGUGUGCACGUGCGUGAGUGUCGCCAUUGAUCGCUUUCGCUAUUGGCUUAAUUGCCUUGAUCUAUUCCACGCAGUUUGAACGUUCAAAAUUCUUUUUUGUGACUCCCUUUCAAACAAACAAAAAAAAAAGUGGAUUUACUACUCGAGAUGAUUAUCACAUCACCAAGUGUCUAACUGCAAAAAGAAAACGCACAGUGAAUUAUUAUUUUUUUUUUUUUAACGUCAAGUUUCAAUUUCUUUUGUGUUUGUGAUUCGUGCAUGUGAAACGCCCGUGUGACGAUUGGAUUAACUACGCCAAGACAACUCACCCCUUUUUUUUUUUUUUAAUGGAGUCGUUUUGGUGGAGGCGACCAUGUCGGACGAUUUCAGACAAAAAUCGAAAUUGUAGUAAAAGAAAAAAGAAUUGCCGUACGUUAAGUGUGUCGUCAAUGUCGUUCACAUCGUCCGCCAUGAUUUGGAUAGCCCUACUUUUAUCCACAGCUCACCUGACGAUGGCGAACGCGUCGGGCUUUUUCGAAUUGGAAGUGGUUGCAUUGGAAAACCCCGAGGGCCGGCUGGCCAGCGGCCAGUGCUGUGGCGCGGAGGAGACCGGUAGCUCCGGCACCUGUCAACGUGAAUGCGCCACUCAUUUCCGACUGUGCCUCAAGGAGUAUCAAAGCAACGUGACGGUUUCGAGUCCGUGCACUUACGGCAACUCGUCCAGCCCCGUCUUGGCUGGCAAUUCGUUCACCUUCGUUGAGCCGGACAAGUCCAACGCCAGACUCGUCAUACCCUUCUCCUUCCGCUGGCCGAGGUCCUUCACUUUGAUGCUGGAAGCGAUAGACUACAACAAUUCUACACGACAAUCAGGUGAUGGGGCGAGUCGUCGGGAGAUUGAGCGGGCCGUCUAUUCUGGAAUUUUGGAGCCCAGCGCCGACUGGCACUCGCUGACUCACGAAGGAUCGCAGGACCGCGAUUUGCGGUUAACGUACCGCGUUCGCGUCCAGUGCGAGCCCAACUACUACAACGCCACUUGCACCAAGUUUUGCCGUCCGAGGAACGACAUGUUCGGACACUACGAAUGCGACCGGAACGGCGAUAAGACCUGCAUGCCCGGCUGGACUGGAGCCACCUGCGAAACAGCUGUUUGCAAACCUGGUUGCCAUCCCAUCAACGGCCAAUGUGAACAACCCGGAGAGUGCAGGUGUCGAUGGGGAUGGAAAGGUGAAUUUUGCGAUCAAUGCGUCCCGUAUCCGGGAUGCAAACACGGCUACUGUAACGGCAAUCCAUGGCAGUGCAUUUGCGAAACAAAUUGGGGCGGCAUUCUCUGCGAUCAAGAUUUGAAUUACUGCGGUACUCGCGAACCGUGCCAAAAUGGCGGCACCUGCGAGAAUACCAAGCCGGACGAGUACCUGUGCAAAUGUCCCGACGGCUUUUCCGGCACAAAUUGCGAAGUGGUCGACAAUGUUUGCGCUACGGCUCCUUGCCAACACGGCGGCACUUGUACCGUCGCCACCAACGGUACAUCGUUCAACUGCACCUGCCCGCCAGGAUGGACUGGAGACACUUGCCAAAUCAAUGUGGAUGAAUGUCAGUCGUCUCCGUGUCUGAACGGCGCGACCUGCGUCGACCUGGAGAACGGCUACCGGUGCCAAUGCGCCGACGGCUGGCAAGGCGACACUUGCCAUCAAGACGUGGACGAGUGUUCGAUGGCCGAAUUGUGCAGAAACGCGCUGAGUUGUGAGAACACACCUGGCAACUACACCUGUCGCUGUGUCGAAGGCUUUCACGGUCGCCAGUGUCAGUACAACGUCAACGAUUGCGACGGCCAUCAGUGCCUUAAUGGCGCUACUUGCAUCGAUCUGAUUGGCCAGUACCAUUGCGCUUGCCGACCCGGUUUCAACGGUCCACGGUGCGAGAUCAACAUUGACGAGUGCUCGAGUCAACCGUGCGCUAACGGAGGCGAGUGCGUCGACCUAGUCGAUGGCUUCAAAUGCAUUUGCCCUUUGGGCUACACCGGUGCUCAAUGCCAGCAGACGGAUACGGAUUUGUGCCACCCGAAUCCUUGCGCCAACGGCUCGCCGUGCUUCAACACUCUUGGCCCACUAGGAGGCCCCGACUACUAUUGCCUCUGUCCGAGCCACUGGCAAGGCAAAAACUGUUCACGAUACCGACAGCCCCUAGCGCCGCCCCCGCCUCCAUCCACCCAACCUAACCCACAAACAGAGUCGGGCAGCUGUUGGACUCCCAAUGGUGCCGGACAUUGCGUCCACGGACGUUGCGUCGCUUCGGAAGAUGGAUCGGCCUUCUCGUGCCAAUGCGAUCCGGGCUAUUCUGGACAUUUCUGCACCGACAACGUUAACGACUGCGCCGAUAGCCCUUGUCGGAACGGCGGCACUUGCAUCGACGGCAUCGAUUCCUUCCACUGUGUUUGCCCCAAAGGCUACGAGGGACUCACCUGCGAUCACAACGUAGACGACUGCGCGUCGAACCCGUGUCGCCAUAACGGCACCUGCGUCGAUAUGGUGGCCGAUUUCGUCUGCCGAUGCGUCGACGGCUGGAAAGGCCGGACGUGCUCCAACCGGAACCAGCACUGCCAGAACGGUGAAAACCCUUGCCUGAACGGAGCCACCUGUGUCGAUGACUCAGAUCCCGAAGCCGGAUUCACUUGUCGCUGCACAAGUGGAUGGCGCGGUUCCGUCUGCCAUCUAGCUGAGCAUAUGCCGUGCGACGCCAAUCCGUGCCGCAACGGCGCUACGUGUCUCAACACUGGCCAGUCGUUCACCUGCGUCUGCAAAGAAGGCUUCGAGGGUCAACAUUGCCAAAUGGAGCAGCGACAGACGGCCGCUUCGACGACCAGCAGCUCGACUAGUUGCCAAUGGUCUGGCCGUCUCUAUCCGGAUAAUUCGUCGUGGGACGACGGGUGCAAUAAGUGCCAAUGCCGAGCUGGUCUGGCCGUCUGCACUCGAGUUUGGUGCGGGCCGGCCAACUGUCUGGAAGAUCCCGUUCACAAGGUGGACAAGCCGUGCGGACCUUCGGAACUUUGCCUUUCGGCCCAGUCUGGCUGUUUGCGACCGCCGUGUCCGGCCUACGGCCAGUGCCGGCCGUUGAAACCCGGUAGGCUUUUGCCCGUUCCGGCCACCACGGCCUCGUGCUGGCCUAACUUGACGGGCAAUCGGCUGGCGCCGACGUGCGCUCGCUUGACGCUCGUACUCGACCGAUACAGGGCCCAGCCGGGAUUCUCCGUGCAAUCGCUGUGCGGACACUUGCGCAAAUUGGCCGCCGCUCAGAGCCAUCUGUGGGACAAUUUCGCCGAUCAACAGCAACAGCUGGAGAGACCCUCGCUGGUCAUCCUCUGUGAUCUCAAAGAUAAUCUCGAUGAUGUUGUCCAAGUCACCAUCUCCAUGUCGGAGACGUCGUUUGAACUUGGAGGAAGCCGGGCAACGGCCGCUGCCCGAGUACUUGGUAAUGUCCUAUCGGCCUACUACAAAGAAGGAUCCUCAAUGGGAGCUGUAGUAGACGUCAAAGUGGAGACACCCUACGCGGACGUGAUGGAAUCGUCGGACACGUCGUCUCAGAACCAUCCGUCGUCGGACUCGUCCGGCAGCAAUUACGUGGUGGCCAUCGUCUGUGCCAUACUGGCCGGCCUCGUCGUUGUGGCCGGUCUGCUGCUCUUGCUCUUGUGGCGGCUACGCAAACGGCCGGCUCACUCGCCGUCGCACAGCGUCAACAGCUCCAUGGAUCGAUCCAUUGAAAAGUCCAACAACUUGCAAAACGAGGAGAAUUUGAGGCUGCAACAGCGUCGCAUGAAGACGCUGAACGUCGCCGAGCUGGUGGACCAUCCGGCCAAGGGGAGUGGAGUUGCGUUGUCGAAGAAAUUGAGCAAAGUCGUCGAAGAUGUGGCCGUUGUGUCGCAGGAAGAUUCCUCUUCGGACGACUACUCUCCUGUCGGCCGGAGGGACGCCAUCGAAUCCAGUCCGAUCUACAAAGCGCCGAUCAGCGUUGACGUGCGGAAUAACAUCCACUUGGCGGCGAGAGCUGGCCAGAUUAUGGACAAGGAGCUUAGCCUCAAAGUCGUCGUCGUCUGAAAACAGAAAAGCAAAAAAAAAAAAAAAAAAAAAGAAAACUUCUGUUUUCCAACUUCCUGUCCUCCUUAAGUCCAGUGAAUUUUUGCAUUAUUGUAAGGAAUAAAGAAAAAACAAAAAACAAAAAAACGAUAGGGAUAAUGAACAAAAACAAAAAGUCGCACGCCCAUUUCCGGCUCCGGAAUCGGAUUUUCAAGUAUCUCAAUAGUUGAGAAAGGGAGUUUAAUUAAUUAAUAUUAUUAUCAUUAUUAUUAUGAUUUUUUUUUUGUGUGUGUGUGUGUGUGUGUGUGUGUCUGUGUCUGUGUGUGUGGUUCUUUUUUUUCUGUUUAACCUAUAUAUAUAUAUAAACAUGUAUAUAAGGUCUCUGAUGUAAGUAUCAUAAAUAUUUUAAAAGAAGAAAACAUUUGUAAAUAUUCAAAAAUUGAUGGUUGUAAAGUGUUGGUACGUGUUGAAUUGUGCACAUCUGCCUCACGAAGAAUAGUGUUGUUUCACCAAAUUUUGUAGUUCACCUGGAAGACGACAAUCCACCUCUUUCACUAUCCACCCCCUACCACCACUACUCCCCUUCACAUCCCCGCAAUCACGAAUGAAUGUUCCAAUGAAAUCCGACCCUUUUUUUUUUUUUUUUUGUGUUUUCAAAUCACAUUGAACAAAAUUUGAUUGAGAAAAAGGAAAGGAAGAUGAGGAUUAAAAGCAAAAAAAAUUUAACUGACGAUAGUCAAAUUUGACACGCGUUCAAUUUUUGAUAUUGAGUCGGCCAAAAAAAAAAAAAAAAAAAUGCAAGUUUUUCAGUUUAUUUGGAGUUUCAAUAGAACAAGAAGUUAAACGGUCGGAUUUUUACUUACAAUAGAAAACAGACCCCCCUACACACACACACAAUACACACCCUCCUGACUUUUGAUUAUCAUUUUUUUUUUUUUCUUUUUCUUUUUCUUUUGGGUUCUUGUCCAAAUCUAUUUUCGUUACCGUUGUGUCCAGUCCGUCAUUUGAAUUUCAGUUUCUAAAAUUUUUUGAAAGAAAAAUGUUGUACAUAAAAUGUUUUGAGUUUUUUUUGUUUUGUUUUUUUUUCCUACAGCGACAUGAUGAUUCCUCUUUAUUGUCUGAUUUCUGCUCGCCGUUUGAUCGUGUCACUGUGUGUCAGAGCUGCAUGCACAUUUUCAACUACCCUCCUCCCCCGCCCAAAUCCUGCUCCCAAAAAUGAUGAAAAACGUCGUUG